AUGACAGAUAAGGAUCUGAGCUAUCUCCCCACAGUAGGUGUUGCUAUGGCAUUGCCAGACGGGCCACAGUUGCAGACGCCUGAUAUCAAAGGCCACGUCUUUUGUUUCUUGCCGUUACCAGUCCAAACGAAAAGCUUAACUGGUUUGCCUGUGCACGUCAAUGGUUUCUUCGCAUUGAGUCAGAAUAGGCGUUACAUUAAGUCUCCAAAUGCAGAUCAAGAAUAUCGCCAGAAGGCAGGACGUAAGAUGACUGAUAAGUCCUUGCUAUGGAACAAGUGUCUUCUCGAAGAAGCCCUUCCCAAGGCCUACGCCACCAUGAUUUUGGAAGCCAUAAAGGAGAAGUCUGUUUUCAUUUCCAAGACAGCAAUCUAUAAGUAAGUUACAUGCCUAAAUAUAGCCCUAAUCAACUUUGUUUGUCACUCAGUUUCUUUACUCGUGUAAAAGAUUCAUCUUCAAUUGUACGAUUCUCGAAAAAGAAUCGCUUACUUGCGUUUACUUGAAAGAUCUCAACGAGAUAUUUGGUGAAAUAGAAAAAAGCAGCAUGUUUUUCUAUCUUCAACAGGAAGUGGAGCAAAUGCAAUUACUGUUUCUGAGUUGUUAGGUCAAUAUAUUGACGUCUGUUGGAUGGAUAGAGACGUCUUCAUUUUCUGUGCAGUUUUCGCGAACAAAGUCGUAGUCAGUAGUCCUGACUGAAGUUUUUUUUUAUGGAAAAAAAAAAAAACACUUUUUUCAACUCCAACUUACGAACACAGGAUAAGAUUAACAAUGGACGAUAAUCCUUAAAAUAUGUUCAGAGAACAUAACAUAACAUAACAGUUUGUCUAAAUGAAUUGACAUUUAGUUGAAAAGCUACUGAGUUUUACAAAAGAAUAUUUGCAAUAAAAAGAUUGAAUCCAACCUACUGAAAAAAUUAUAUUGUAUUAGAGUAAGACUAUAACGCCUUCAAAUAUACUUGUAAUUAAAGUGAAACUCUUACAAAUCAUUGUUAUCUGGGGUUAGAGGAUUUCUAUACUCACUGUGCUGUGCGUAUUAACUGAAUAAGUAUGGCAGGUCUGUCAUAAAGCACCACCUACAGAGAAAGUGUGAUCUCUUUUUGUUGUUGUUAUUCAUAUAAAGAGGUAUUGCUCAUUCAUGGUAAAGAAAACCGGGAGCCGCAAUAAACACGCGCAUUUUGUAUCUCGUUUCAGAGCGUGGCCUGAUAUCAACAUUAUAGACAAGCAGUGGAAAGGGCUUGAGGAACCUUUAUUUCGGUUGCUUUUGGCAAAGAACGUUGUUCACACAGAAGCAAAAGGUGGCAAAUGGCUGGCAGUUUCAGAAGCGCUUUUUCAGCGUCUAACAGACCGCGAAGAACAUCAGCUGCUUCUUGAGGUUCUGCUAUCAGUCGGUGUCCCUGCUAUCACUGUACCAAGUCAUGUGCUGCAGGCUGUGGAUGUCUAUGCACCAGGUCAAAAGGAAAUCACGCCUCCUCUGACACGACAUGUAUUAAGGAANAAGUUUUUUUUUAUGGAAAAAAAAAAAAACACUUUUUUCAACUCCAACUUACGAACACAGGAUAAGAUUAACAAUGGACGAUAAUCCUUAAAAUAUGUUCAGAGAACAUAACAUAACAUAACAGUUUGUCUAAAUGAAUUGACAUUUAGUUGAAAAGCUACUGAGUUUUACAAAAGAAUAUUUGCAAUAAAAAGAUUGAAUCCAACCUACUGAAAAAAUUAUAUUGUAUUAGAGUAAGACUAUAACGCCUUCAAAUAUACUUGUAAUUAAAGUGAAACUCUUACAAAUCAUUGUUAUCUGGGGUUAGAGGAUUUCUAUACUCACUGUGCUGUGCGUAUUAACUGAAUAAGUAUGGCAGGUCUGUCAUAAAGCACCACCUACAGAGAAAGUGUGAUCUCUUUUUGUUGUUGUUAUUCAUAUAAAGAGGUAUUGCUCAUUCAUGGUAAAGAAAACCGGGAGCCGCAAUAAACACGCGCAUUUUGUAUCUCGUUUCAGAGCGUGGCCUGAUAUCAACAUUAUAGACAAGCAGUGGAAAGGGCUUGAGGAACCUUUAUUUCGGUUGCUUUUGGCAAAGAACGUUGUUCACACAGAAGCAAAAGGUGGCAAAUGGCUGGCAGUUUCAGAAGCGCUUUUUCAGCGUCUAACAGACCGCGAAGAACAUCAGCUGCUUCUUGAGGUUCUGCUAUCAGUCGGUGUCCCUGCUAUCACUGUACCAAGUCAUGUGCUGCAGGCUGUGGAUGUCUAUGCACCAGGUCAAAAGGAAAUCACGCCUCCUCUGACACGACAUGUAUUAAGGAAGGUACCCUCAUGCUACACCAGUCUUGAUAAGACGGGGAAGUUGCUACUUCUCCAGUUCUGUCUCAGUGAUCAUCUUUUCUAA
Messenger RNA from Porites evermanni, 2371 nucleotides. NCBI's taxonomy places the organism in Eukaryota, Metazoa, Cnidaria, Anthozoa, Scleractinia, Poritidae. The record is from the annotation of a GenBank genome assembly.